AUGCAGCCGUCCUUGUGUGUUUUAGAACCAGCUCCUGGCUGACCAUGGACAUAAUCCUCUCAUGAAAAAAGUGUUUGACGUCUACCUGUGCUUUCUUCAAAAACAUCAGUCUGAAACGGCUUUGAAAAACGUCUUCACUGCCUUGAGGUCGUUAAUUUAUAAGUUUCCCUCGACGUUCUACGAAGGGAGAGCUGACAUGUGUGCCGCUCUGUGCUACGAGAUCCUGAAGUUCUGCAACUCCAAGCUGAGCUCCAUCAGGACCGAGGCCUCCCAGCUGCUCUACUUCCUGAUGAGGAACAACUUCGACUACACUGGGAAGAAGUCCUUCGUCCGGACGCAUUUGCAA
Messenger RNA from Myotis brandtii (Brandt's bat), 346 nucleotides. Its product is annotated as dedicator of cytokinesis protein 9-like. Gene Ontology annotation, biological process: small GTPase-mediated signal transduction; positive regulation of GTPase activity. Gene Ontology annotation, molecular function: guanyl-nucleotide exchange factor activity. The transcript is spliced from 2 exons. Lineage: Eukaryota; Metazoa; Chordata; Mammalia; Chiroptera; Vespertilionidae. The annotation marks the transcript as partial. The record is from RefSeq and is a predicted model, not a curated record.